ACCGCUCUUGGCCGGAAACUGAGCCCUAGCCGGAAAAAGCUCCUCUCCAGUUCCGUCGAAGGAUUUCUCCUUCGACCGGGAAUCGGUAACGGCAUUCGAAGAUUGUCUAUUGUUAUCAAAGCUGCACAGGUUGUACGCAAUACAACCAUUACUCAUAUGGAUCCUCACACUGAAGAGUUGCCUCAAUACAUACAUAUAAAUCAGAAUGAAUUUUUUAUACGAAGGCAUAAGAAGCAGAAGGAGGAGGAUAUUGCUAUAUGUGAAUGCAGAUAUAAUGCCAAUGACCGUGACAGUGCAUGUGGGGAAAGGUGCCUGAAUGUAUUAACCAGCACUGAAUGCACCCCUGGUUAUUGUCCUUGUGGUAUCUUUUGCAAAAAUCAGAGAUUUCAGAAGUGUGAAUAUGCGAAAACAAAGCUGUUCAAAACUGAAGGCCGUGGGUGGGGUCUUUUGGCUGAUGAGAACAUUAAGGCAGGUCAAUUUGUCAUUGAAUACUGUGGAGAAGUAAUAUCAUGGAAAGAAGCCAAACGUAGAUCCCAGGCUUAUGAAAUUCAAGCUGUUAAGGAUGCGUUUAUCAUUUGCCUUAAUGCAUCUGAAUCCAUUGAUGCAACCAGAAAAGGAAGCCUUGCCAGAUUUAUAAACCAUUCUUGUCAACCAAACUGUGAGACAAGAAAAUGGAAUGUCUUGGGAGAAAUAAGAGUUGGAAUAUUUGCAAAACAUGAUAUUCCUAUUGGAACUGAAUUGGCAUAUGACUAUAAUUUUGAAUGGUUUGGAGGUGCAAAGGUUCGCUGCCUCUGUGGUGCACUCAAAUGUUCCGGAUUUCUUGGAGCAAAAUCUCGUGGUUUUCAAGAGGAUACUUAUCUAUGGGAAGAUGAUGAUGACAGGUACUCUGUUGAGAAAAUUCCUGUAUAUGACUCUGCUGAGGAUGAACUGGUGUCAAAGGUUAAUGGACAAACUGAACACUCCAUGGAUGUUAUACUUAAAGCUGAGCAACUAUCGAAGUCCACUUCUUUUAAUGUUCAGCCACUUGGCUCAGUUGAGAUAAAGGGUUUAGAUGUCAAGAAGAUUAAAACUGAUGUAAUAAGCGAGGAUAUGAAAUUGUACUCUCAAGAUACUGAACAGUCCUUUUCACAAAAGAAUGCAAUGAUAUCGCGAAUCCGAAGUAAUACUGCGGGCAGAAACUAUCGCAUUGGACCUAUGUCCAUGUCUACCAAAAGAUCAAAAGCAUAUAAUGGGGGAAGGUUUAAAAAUAUCAUACAGAAGAAAAUUGAUGCAAAGUUUGCAGCUUCCCUCUUAGAGUCAAAGGAAGCACAAGGGGAGAUUUUAAAAUAUGAGGAAAGAAAGAAUGACGCUACAUCUGCUCUUGAUUCCUUAUACAAUGAAAUACGGCCAGCUAUUGAAGAACAUGAGAGGGAUAGCCAAGACAGUGUAUCUACGACUGUAGCAGAGAAGUGGAUACAAGCUUGCUGCCUAAAAUUGAAGGCGGAGUUUGAUCUUUACUCGUCAAUUGUCAAAAAUUUUACUUGCACCGCUCAAAGGGCACCUGGCCAACCAAAACCUACUGAAGUAGAUAGCGAAAACGAAAUUAAGCUUUUGACAGGUUGAAAUUCUUAUCACAUUUUUUCGUCUAUAAUAUGUAAUUCAUGAUUUUGCAAAAAAUAUGGGCAACUUUCUAUUUUGAUUUAUU
Messenger RNA from Gastrolobium bilobum, 1684 nucleotides. RefSeq names its product histone-lysine N-methyltransferase ASHH1. Gene Ontology annotation, biological process: regulation of DNA-templated transcription. Lineage: Eukaryota; Viridiplantae; Streptophyta; Magnoliopsida; Fabales; Fabaceae. The record is from RefSeq and is a predicted model, not a curated record. Bases 157 to 1602 code for a protein of 481 amino acids. Gene Ontology annotation, molecular function: protein binding; histone H3K36 methyltransferase activity. Gene Ontology annotation, cellular component: nucleus; chromatin. The transcript has 11 exons.